Fusarium pseudograminearum CS3096 is the source of this 453-nucleotide messenger RNA. RefSeq lists its product as uncharacterized. The record is from RefSeq and is a predicted model, not a curated record. NCBI's taxonomy places the organism in Eukaryota, Fungi, Ascomycota, Sordariomycetes, Hypocreales, Nectriaceae. The transcript has a single exon. The coding region runs from base 1 to 453 and encodes 150 amino acids.
AUGUCUUCCGCCAACAUCAAACAAAAUAUCGAGGCCACGACCAAAGGCUAUGUCUCGUCUUUUGCCGACGCAAAGGCUGAGAAUAAUCCCCAGCUUGUAAACCGCAACACAUCAUCAGAAUGUCUCCGAAGCAUGCUCCCUUCCAUCCUGGGUGGUGGAGGCACGAUGAACAACGAAGCGUACGAGGUUAUCUUCACCAAGGGCCUCCAAGCUGGUGGGAUGGAGUCAGCCAACAUAACUGACUUGGUCAUCGACGUCGACGCCCGCAAGGCUGCUGUUACUGCUGUUGCCGACAUGGUCUUCCUUGGAGAGAAGAGUAGCAUGGAUUUCUCGUGGUUUUUGCAGUUCAACGAGGAUGGGACCAAAAUUGUGAAGAUUGUGGAGUUUGUGGACUCUUUGACAUUUGCUGAACUUCAACAGAAGAUGGCUGGAGCGGCGAAGCAGGGGGAAUGA